This is a messenger RNA of Alligator sinensis (Chinese alligator), 1842 nucleotides long. RefSeq lists its product as uncharacterized. Gene Ontology annotation, molecular function: MHC class I protein binding. Lineage: Eukaryota; Metazoa; Chordata; Crocodylia; Alligatoridae. The record is from RefSeq and is a predicted model, not a curated record. Gene Ontology annotation, cellular component: external side of plasma membrane. Gene Ontology annotation, biological process: natural killer cell activation involved in immune response.
GUUGUCAAGAAGUAAAAGUGGACGCUGCUCUUGCAGAGAUGGUUCAGCUGCAGCCCAACACAUGGCCGUCGUCCUGGGUGGCAAUCGACUGGAAAGUGAAGCUGGGUUCACAGACCUACUGGAUCCUCAGACACGAUGAGAACGGCACCUCGGCCAGUUCGUUUCUGCCCUUUGCUGACAGAGUCUCUUUCCACCCUGGGAAUCUCUCGCUGCAGAUUAACUCGGUCACGGAGAAAGAAAGUGGCCUCUACACCAUGGACCUGAAGCUGGGGGAUGGCUCCGGAAUAACCAAAAAUUUUCAGCUGUUUGUGCUUGACCAUGUCCGGCAGCCCAACAUCAAGGCCUCUACUUCCCAGGAGUGCGGAUGGUGCUACCUUACCCUGUCCUGCUUGGUGCCCAAAGCUGCCGGGGUCACCUACAGCUGGUCUCGAGGUGAAUCUUCCAGCCCAGCCCCAGAGGACCAUUCGCUCCAUGAGCAUCAGGCUGAUCUGCAGCUGGAGAUCACUAAAAGCGGCAACAACACCUUCUAUCACUGCAAUGUCAGCAAUGCCAUCAGCUGGGGCAUGGCCACCAUCGAUGUCAAACCGCUGUGCAACUACACAGGUUGUCAAGAAGUAAAAGUGGACGCUGCUCUUGCAGAGAUGGUUCAGCUGCAGCCCAACACAUGGCCGUCGUCCUGGGUGGCAAUCGACUGGAAAGUGAAAUUUGGUUCACAGACCUACUGGAUCCUCAGACACGAUCAGAACAGGACCUCGGUCAGUCCAUUUCUGCCCUUUGCUGACAGUGUCUCUUUCCACCCUGGGAAUCUCUCGCUGCAGAUUAACUCAGUCAUGGAGAAAGAAAGUGGCCUAUACACCAUGGACCUGAAGCUGGGGGAUGGCUCUGGAGUCACCAAUAAUUUUCGGUUGUUUGUGCUUGACCGUGUCCAGCAGCCCAACAUCAAGGCAUCUACUUCCCAGAAGAGUGGACAGUGCUACCUUACCCUGUCCUGCUUGGUGCCCAAAGCUGACCGGGUCACCUACAGCUGGUCUCGAGGCGUAUCUUCCAGCCCAGCCCCAGAGGACCAUUCGCUCCAUGAGAUCAGGCUGAUCUGCAGCUGGAGAUCACAUCAAGCCGAUCUGCAGCUGGAGAUCACUAAAAGCGGCAACAACACCUUCUAUCACUGCAACGUCAGCAAUGCCAUCAGCUGGGGCAUGGCCACCAUCGAUGUCAAACCGCUGUGCAACUACACAGGUAAUUCCAUGCCUGCCCAGGCCUCAUCACUGUCCUACUGCCAGGCCAAAGGGCUCAUUCUGCUGUUGGUGCUGGGGGUGCUCAUCACUGGGACCGUGGCAGUGCACAUCAUGGCUGGCAAGCCGCCGAAACAGCACUGAGCAGGGCUGAGCCCACACCAGCUCUGCUCUGCUCUGGGAGAGGAAGAUGAGGGGAGGCUGCAGCACGGAGGAGAAGCAGCCGGUGGGCUGCAGGGGUCCAACAGUGAGUGUUGGUGACCAGUUUCUAAGGCAGCACGGGCCCCCUGGAGAAGUUUCACCCCAUCACUGCCUCCUCCCCUGGCCAGGGGGCCAAACGAUCAAGACCCCAGUCUGCAGGGCAGUAACUGGCUGGGCUCAGGGGCACACAGACAUGGAAAGGACACAAGACCGCUGUCCUCGGGGCAGCUGCAGCAUCGAAACAAACUUUCCCUCCUCUGCACUGUCUGUUUCUGAACCCUCAGGGUCAAUCCUCCCCCAACUACUCCCCAAGAGCGCCAUGAGGUUGCACCGUGGCCCCCAGGGCUUGUGCAGCCAUUAGCACUGUGGGUGCCAACAUCCCUGUAAGGCAGGCUGUCCACUGGCAGGGGUA